Messenger RNA from Aplosporella prunicola CBS 121167, 646 nucleotides. RefSeq lists its product as uncharacterized. Lineage: Eukaryota; Fungi; Ascomycota; Dothideomycetes; Botryosphaeriales; Aplosporellaceae. The transcript has 2 exons. The coding region runs from base 49 to 420 and encodes 123 amino acids. The record is from RefSeq and is a predicted model, not a curated record.
CAUCAACUCCUUACAAUAUUACCAACCAGACAAAUCCACGAAUCCAACAUGCACUUCCCCUCUUUCACCAGCAUUGCGGUUGUCGCCCUCGCCUUCUCUUCUACCACCUCAGCCUACUGUUUCAAAACCGGACAGUCCUAUGCCGACAAGAACAAGGCCAAGGGCUACGUCAGCGGUAUCUGUAACAGUUGGCAUAACCAAGAGCUGGCACCUUCCCAGGUUGUGUCUACUUGCAAGGACGGAGGCUCAGGAACACGGGUCAACUUCUCUCUCACGAACCAAUCGGGCAGCAAGAGUAGAGUGAACACGAACGAUUGCAUUAACAGGUUCACCGCGGAGAUCAACAACUGCAACAAGGGCAGUAGAUAUGAUGCAGGCAACUUCCACUACCGUGUGGACCCGAACAAGGGAGGCUGCUAGAGCAAUAGCACUCUGGAAACGCGAUUUCGGUCAUAUAAACACCGGUUAAACCGAUGAUUAUAUUAAAACCAACUUGUGCCAAUUGGAGGGUGAGGAGAAAGACCACACUCGUUUAUCUAGGCUGCGGGAAGUGUAGCGCUUCUUUACAGAGUUGGAAUCGGUCCCGUAACAUGAUUGGGAGACAAAAGACGCUACUGCAGUGUAACUUAGCACGUCUAUAAAAACC